CGGAAAUCAUCCAACGUCACUCCCGUCCAAGAGAACUACAUGCUCCUCGACUUCACUUCAACCUCUCAACUCAUAAGUUCCUUCGGGAAACAUUCCCUUCUAUUUAUUUAUAUUCAAAUCCUGAUUAUCUAUGUCCAGUUUCAACAUGCUCCCUCGCACACCAAUCCUUUCACUCCUGCGCUCCGCAGCAAAGCCCGUGUCUGUGCCAGCUCCAGCGCGGUACUUCUCGACCUCCCCGGCUCUUAAGGAGGCGGGCUCGACGCUGCCGGCUAAAAAGCCUGUUGGAGCUUUCCGCGGAGGGGUGCUGGGCUUCCUGGCUGGGUCUGUGACUGCUGGAACGCUUGUUUAUUAUUACAUCUUGCAAGAGUAUCGGACGGCUAAUGAGAUGCUGUCGGAGGAUAUCUAUGCACUCCAAUUGGCCACGCAACAGCUCCAGUCCUACGUUGUGGAGCUCGAAACCAAGGUGGACGGACUACAGAAGAAGUGAUUAUAUAACUAUUCGACUUUAAUUCUAUUUUAUUGUUUUUAUUGUUUUCCGUUCCGGUUUUCUUUUUUCUCCUGUUAAUUGAGCUCACUGAGACUCAAUCAACGCGCUACUCUGUCUGUCUAUAUUCGCGAAUUGUUAAGCGGUGCUAUUCCUGUUUGAUAACCAGUUUAAUGUCAACGUAUUUGAUUGAAUUGACAUCUCUAAUCCGUCC
Messenger RNA from Aspergillus glaucus CBS 516.65, 698 nucleotides. RefSeq lists its product as uncharacterized. Lineage: Eukaryota; Fungi; Ascomycota; Eurotiomycetes; Eurotiales; Aspergillaceae. The coding region runs from base 146 to 487 and encodes 113 amino acids. The transcript has 3 exons. The record is from RefSeq and is a predicted model, not a curated record.